Messenger RNA from Cyphellophora attinorum, 1242 nucleotides. RefSeq lists its product as uncharacterized. Gene Ontology annotation, cellular component: spliceosomal complex. Lineage: Eukaryota; Fungi; Ascomycota; Eurotiomycetes; Chaetothyriales; Cyphellophoraceae. The record is from RefSeq and is a predicted model, not a curated record. The coding region runs from base 1 to 1242 and encodes 413 amino acids. Gene Ontology annotation, biological process: spliceosomal complex disassembly. The transcript has a single exon.
AUGUCGUCCUCCACCUUCCCGCCCAUCAACGGCAUGUUCCCGCGCUACUACGACCUCCUCGAAGUCCACCAAAACGCGGCCAAACAGGAAAUCAUAUCCUCCUGGCGCCAUCUCCAGCUCCGAAACCACCCAGACAAGGCAGGAAAUGCUCCAGAACAGGUCGAGAAAGCAGCAGCAAUCAACCACGCCAAAGACAUCCUCACCGACAACGUCCAACGCGCAGAAUACGAUCGCGAACUCGCCGCAGAAGAAGCACGAAUCGCAGCAGCAGCCGCUGCCGCAGAACGACAAGCAGAAUGGGCCGCAGCAGCAGCAGAAGCAGAUGCACGAAGUCGUGGUUUUGGUUCUACCACGAAUUUUGGUUUCAAUUUCGGCUAUGAGGAGGCCUCUGAGCCUCUGUUUCCACAACCCACCACGAACGACGAGAACAGCAACACCGCCGAAGACAUCCCACCACGCUCCGAUUCCGCCUCCCCAGGCUGCACCCGCGUCCUCGCUUCCUGUCCGACCCACGCUCACAUUCCUCCAUAUUCGCCGCAUCUCUCUGAUCGCGCUUUCGGGAAUCCAGAUUACAUCGACCGCAGCACAGGAACAGCAAUCCCAUUCCAGCAUUUCUCCCCUCCUGCUUCCGCCUACACGGCCGAAUUUCCGCAUAAUGGCACGAAGCCCACCUCAGCGGGUUGGUUUGCGGCGCGUUCUGGUUGUUGGAAACUUCACCUCGAGCAUCAGAAAGCAGUCGAUUUGGCGGUAGAGUGCUGCGAUCACGCCGUCCUCCUCUCCCAACGCGUCGUUGCGCUCCGCAGCGAGCUGAUAUUCUUGGAAGUGCGCGAGGGGCUGGAGCGGCGUACAGCCGCUACGUACUUGGUAGUAGAGCUCUGCCACUGGGCAGCAGCAGGCUACAAAUACGCCAAAAACAGCAUCGAUGGGAGCGUGAGAAUGCGCGUGGAGGACGCUGUUCCGGUGUUGUGGGCCGUGCACGAGCAAUUGCUCGCGCUGGGGAUGUGUUUGCGGCAGGCUCUGACCGCUGUCAACGGGUACUUGGCUGAUAUGGAUGGGGAGUGGUUGAGGGGGUUUUUGGACGGAUGGGACGCGUUGGUUGUUGUGCCGGAGGUUUUGCGGGAGGGGUGGAAGGAUGUGUGGGAGCGGGGACGCGUUGAUGGGCUGGAAGGGGCGAAUUGGAGGCGGAGUGAGUGGGAGGGAUGGCCUGUGGGGGGCUUGGUGGUGAGGCGGAUGGAGGGAUAG